Parnassius apollo (apollo) is the source of this 396-nucleotide messenger RNA. Lineage: Eukaryota; Metazoa; Arthropoda; Insecta; Lepidoptera; Papilionidae. The record is from the annotation of a GenBank genome assembly.
AUGUCUAAAGACGGUCCCAGGUUAAGCAGGCUAGGGGUUUUGGCCCCGGCUGCGUUAUCAGCAUGCAUGGACGCUUCGGUGCUGGCUGUGCCGGCUGCAGGCGCAAUCGUCUCUACGGUCCUGAAGGAACUUAGCAAAGCUUUCAUGCUUAAAAAGUGGUUCCAUGGAAUAAUGUCGGCUAAAGAAGCGGAAAAUUUGAUCAUGGCGAAAGGGAGAAACGGUUCUUUCUUGGUGCGUGAGUCGCAAACCCAUCCAGGAGAGUACGUGCUAUCAGUGCGCGUCAGAGGACGUGUGUCUCACGUCAUGAUAAGAAGACAGGAGAUCAAACUUCACUACGUUUACAGUAGAUUAAAAAUGCUAGUAGUGCAGGCGUGCCUCGACAUGCGCACAACGUGA